Messenger RNA from Salvelinus fontinalis (brook trout), 3401 nucleotides. It is a transcript of the gene tmod1, whose product is annotated as tropomodulin 1. Bases 424 to 1563 code for a protein of 379 amino acids. The transcript has 11 exons. Gene Ontology annotation, cellular component: striated muscle thin filament; myofibril. NCBI's taxonomy places the organism in Eukaryota, Metazoa, Chordata, Actinopteri, Salmoniformes, Salmonidae. The record is from RefSeq and is a predicted model, not a curated record. Gene Ontology annotation, molecular function: tropomyosin binding. Gene Ontology annotation, biological process: muscle contraction; myofibril assembly; pointed-end actin filament capping.
CAGCGCCGGGUGAGGAGGAGUAGGGGUUGGUGAGUUUACUUUGCCUUCGUGGGAGUGUUGUACUACAUUACGCAAACUACUGAAAGACAAGUUGAAAGCUAAGUUAAGGAUUUCAACUCGACUGCAGUUGACAACAUUCGAGGAUAUCCGUGCGGAUUCCGAACUUUUUCCCCCCUUGGUUGCGGCGUACUUUACUUUUCUUGUAUGAAGCGACUCUUUAGUGUGACUCGACUGGCCAGAAAAGAAUCCAUAUCUGGUCAAAGUAUUCAACUGUCACAAAGCGGGACCCGUUCGCUAUAAAUAGCCGGGAUAAGCAGUGGAGGAGACUUCUUUUUGAAAACGUUGCUGGGCACUUAGCUGCCUUUUUUUUGGUGUUUUUUUUUGUGGGGGGGGGGGGAUUCGUUGGGAUUCUAUCGCGCCGCCAUGUCCACCUCCUAUAAGAAGGAAGUAGUGAACUACAGGGACGUGGACGAGGAUGAACUACUGAAGAAACUCUCAGAGGAAGAGCUACAGAGGCUGGAGGAUGAGCUGGAGGAGUUAGAUCCAGACAAUGCCCUGUUGCCGGCCGGGAUGAGGCAGAAGGAUCAGACCAAGAAGGCGCCGACCGGAAUCUUCCAGAGAGAGAACCUGGUAGCCCACCUAGAGAAGCAGGCCAAGGAACACCCUGACAAGGAGGACCUGGUUCCGUUCACUGGAGAGAAGAGAGGUAAAGUCUUUAUACCUAAGAAGAUGGUGGACCCCAUCAUGGAGAAUGUGACUCUGGAGCCAGAGCUGGAGGAAGCACUGGCCAACGCCAGCGACGCUGAGAUCUGCGACAUUGCCGCCAUUCUGGGAAUGCACACUCUGAUGAGUAACCAGCAGUACUACGAGGCUUUGGCCAGCAGCAAUAUAGUCAACAAACAAGGCCUUAACAGUGUUAUCCAGUGUACUCAGUAUAAGCCUGUGCCUGAUGAGCAGCCCAACUCUACUGACGUGGAGGAGACGCUGUUGAGGAUGCAGAGGAACGACCCUGACCUGCUGGAGGUCAACCUCAACAACAUCAAGAACAUUCCAGUGAAGACACUGAAGGCUUAUGCAGACGCCCUGAUAGAGAACACUGUAGUGGAACGCUUCAGCAUCGUGGGAACCAGGAGUAAUGAUCCCGUAGCCUUUGCCCUGGCAGAGAUGCUGAAGGUGAACACCACACUGAAGAGUCUAAACAUAGAAUCCAACUUCAUCACGGGGACGGGUAUCCUGGCUCUCAUUGCCUCACUGCAGUCCAACACAACCCUGCAGGAACUCAAGAUCGACAACCAGAGCCAGCCGCUAGGUAACAAGGUGGAGAUGGAGAUAGCCAGCAUGCUGGAGAAGAACACCACGUUGUUGAAGUUUGGCUACCACUUUACCCAGCAGGGCCCCAGGCUGAGGGGCUCCAACGCCAUGAUGAACAACAACGACCUGGCUCGGGUAAUCCGAUCUGAUCAUCACUCGGACGGUUCCUUUACCCUCACUCUGUCCGUGCCGGAACUGGAGAGGGCAUUUGGUAAAAAGUUCAAGCCGAAACUCGCCAAGACCAAGAAAUAAGAAAGAGAAGGCUUGAAGGAGGUCCCAUCUUCCCCAAGUGUCGGACAAGCGUGUAGCGCCGUGCCCGGCGGCAGCACUGCCCGGCCCUGCCCAGCCCCAUAUUCAGCCAGACGCCCUCCAACAGAUAUCCCAUCAACCCCUGCUUCCCCAACCCUAACCUCGACCCCUCCGCGAUGACAGAACUCGUUCCAAAUCGAAUGUCAGGGGCUUUGGCAAAUCUUGUUCCUACUGUGGCAUAGAGUUGAUCUACUAUUGUAAAUUAGUUUUUUUUCCUUCACAGUUUUCUACUGAUAUCGGUUUAGAUAUCUUCAGUAAUAAUAAUAUCUGGUAAUUGUGACAGAGAAGCAGCCCACCUAUACAGAAAAUAUUUAUUUUGUUGUUAGUUUGUUUACUGGAGAUGAACUUGUUGUGGUUGAAGAUGAAAUGGUGUUACAUCCAUAAUGUAUAUUGUACCGCAUGCCAUGGGCAGCAGAUAGCCUAACGGUUAAGAGCGAAAGGUCGCUGGUUCAAAUCCCCGAGCCGACUGGGUGGGAAAAAAUCUGACGGAUGUGCCCUUGAGCAAGGCACUUAACCCUAAUUGCUCCUGUAAGUCGCUCUGGAUAAGAGCGUCUGCUAAAUGACUAAAAUGUAAAUGACUUAACUUGGUUAUGAUGUUAAUACCACAUUACGUUUUUCAGCAUUUUGCAACCACGUAACGUAAUGUUUUUCAGUGUGAGGUUCAUAUAAGAUAAGUUGUUAGCCUGCAGUUCAUGCUGUCUGUAAGCAAAGGCACAUAACGGUACAUGGGAGCUAUGUUCAGAGGAAUUGUUGCAGAUUAAAAACAUGUUGAGGUGUAAAUUGUUUGUUUGUCCAAGUUUACCCCAUGGAGACAGCCACUAAAAGCUGGUCCUAGAUCAGUUUGUCCGCUAUGGUGUAAAUACUGUAGUAUUACUGAUCUCUAGUCAGUUUAAAUCUUCUCAGUCAAACCUUACACAGAGAGAGGUUGCUACUAAGCGUUGGUUCUAGAUCAGUUUCGUGACCAAGUCGAUAGCUUUCAUCUGGUCAGUCUAAGUAGAUAUGAUCCUUUGUUGACAACACUUGUUAAAUCCACUUCAAAUCAGUGUAGAUGAAGGGGAGGAGACAGGUUAAAGAAGGAUUUUGAAGCCUUGAGACAAUUGAGACAUGGAUUGUGUGUGUGUGUGCCAUUGAGGGUGAAUGGGCAAGACAAAUAAUGUAAGGGAGUUGCAGCAUUCCCCCCUCCCCCGUUUUCAGUUACACUGGUAGAAAUGCUGUCAGUUGAAUGUGUCUGCAACCCAAAAGUGUGCAAACUAUGAAUUCACUGUAAUCACUCUGUAGCCUAUCAAAGCUCAAGAAAAAGCAUGAAGACAAACGACUUGUCCUGUCUGUUGUAAGAUCCUAUGAGAUUGUUCCUUAAUGAACACUCCUUCAGGUAUUGUUGCUAUGUGGCCAGGUAUCAGAGUUGUCAUGCACCAUUUGUUUUUGAGGGGAGCACUGAUGACUAAAUUCAAUAUCCUAUCAUUAAAUCGGUGUAAAAUAAACUAUAUAUAUUCUAUUGGAUGAAGGAUGGAUGAGGGGGAUACGUGCCCCCUCAGAUUCAAAGGGCAUGAUGCUACUGAUUAGGUAUAUUACUGUAUGGUCAAAAGGGACAACUAUAGUGUGUACAACAAACCAUCCCAAUAUUAAAUACUGCUGAAUAUGACUGUGUUUUCCCUGCCCUAGCCUGGCUGUUGUUAUUUCUCUACAGUAUUUGCAGUAUUCUACAGUAUUGAGUGUUUUUGUUAGAUAGUUCACAUUAUUGUGUUUUGUUGUUGUUCAUGGAUAAAUCAGGUUUGAAAGUA